AGGUUUGUGGAUAAAAGAAAGCAUAGACAAUGGCAGACACCAAUGAGAUGACAAUCAACCUUGUUGUCCUUGGAAAAACUCAGACUGGCAAGAGUGCUUCUGGGAACAGCCUGCUGGGCAGCUCAGACUUUGAGAGCCGUCGCUCCCCAAGCUCUGUGACUACAUGCUGUAGCCUUGGAUGCAGCUGUCGCAUUUUGGGGAUUAUGCGAAGAAAUGGCUGCGAGCUGGCUCUCCGUGUUCGAGUACUUGACACUCCAAGCUACCCUCACAGUGCUCUGAGCAAGGAGCAGGUGAGAGACAUGGUGGCAUCAGCCCUGGCUCACCACUUCGGGGAGGAAGGCCUGCACCUGGCUCUCUUGGUCCUGCGGGCUGACUUGCCUCUGUGUCCGGAUGAGAGUAAUGAUGCAGUUCAGUUCAUCCAGGAACUUCUGGGUCCCACAUGGAAGGAUUUCACUGCAGUUUUACUUACUCAUGCAGACAAGGCAGAAGAAGCUGGAUGCAGUGAAGAAACAUACUUGCACAGUGCCUCAAGUACUCUGUUGUCACUUUUGAGCUCAGUACAGCAUAAAUACAUUUUCCUAGACAACCAGAAGAGCAUAAUUAAAGAGGAAAGAACCAUUGUCUUAAGAAAGCUCUUGAAUUUUAUAAGACAAAAUAAUUAUCAAGUGCUUUUACUUAAAAACAGCAAGGAAUAAAAUAAGUUUUCAGGUGCUCAUUUGUCUAUUUUCUAUGGUAGGUAACCUUUAAUAGAAAUAAAAAAGUAGAAGCCAUCAGCUGGAAAACUCCACAUCCAAAUACCU
This is a messenger RNA of Pipra filicauda (Wire-tailed manakin), 800 nucleotides long. RefSeq names its product GIMAP family P-loop NTPase domain containing 1 (gene GIMD1). The record is from RefSeq and is a predicted model, not a curated record. The transcript has 2 exons. NCBI's taxonomy places the organism in Eukaryota, Metazoa, Chordata, Aves, Passeriformes, Pipridae. The coding region runs from base 30 to 695 and encodes 221 amino acids. Gene Ontology annotation, molecular function: GTP binding.